Gastrolobium bilobum is the source of this 1328-nucleotide messenger RNA. RefSeq names its product 26S proteasome non-ATPase regulatory subunit 6 homolog. Gene Ontology annotation, biological process: proteasome-mediated ubiquitin-dependent protein catabolic process. The transcript is spliced from 7 exons. Lineage: Eukaryota; Viridiplantae; Streptophyta; Magnoliopsida; Fabales; Fabaceae. Bases 1 to 1170 code for a protein of 389 amino acids. The record is from RefSeq and is a predicted model, not a curated record.
AUGAUGGAAGGAGAAGAAGGGUCUCAUCAGCAGCCACAUCUUGUGCUCGCUAACAAGUUGUUCCUUCUGAGCCUCCACGAUGUCUCUGACAUCGACAAGGUUCGUCUCAAAGAGGAGGUUUUCACUCACAUCAACAACGAUGAUAUGCUCCCUUUGUACCAAACCCUAAUCGCUGAUUCCGUGUUCGACGCCGAUCCUGCCCUUCUGGACUCUAUGCGUGCUAAAUUAGACGAUGAACUCAACAAGCUUGAUGAAAAAAUUGUUGAUGCGGAGGAAAAUUUGGGCGAAAGUGAAGUUCGAGAGGCUCACUUGGCAAAAUCCUUGUUUUUUAUCCGGAUUGGCAGCAAGGAGAAAGCCUUGGAGCAUCUCAAGGUGACAGAAAGUAAGACAGUUGCAGUUGGCCAGAAGAUGGACCUGGUGUUUUGUACAUUGCUGCUUGGUUUUUUUGACAUGGAUUUUGAUCUCAUUGCCAAAAGCAUUGAGAAAGCUAAAAGUUUGUUCGAAGAAGGUGGCUAUUGGGAGAGAAAGAAUCGGCUGAAAGUGUAUGAGGGCCUGUACUGCAUGUCAACUCGAAAUUUUAAGAAGGCUGCCAAUCUGUUAUUGGAUUCUAUUUCAACCUUUACAACCUAUGAACUUUUUCCCUAUGACAUAUUUAUAUUUUACACAGUUCUAACAAGCAUUAUAUCAUUGGAUAGAGUUUCUUUGAAGCAAAAGGUAGUGGAUGCUCCUGAGAUCUUGACAGUGAUUGGCAAAAUCCCUUAUCUGUCAAAGUUUUUAAACUCCCUAUAUGAUUGUCAAUACAAGUCUUUUUUCUCAGCAUUUGCUGGUUUGACUGAGCAAAUCAAGUUGGACCGUUACUUGCAUCCACAUUUCCGAUAUUUCAUGAGGGAGGUCAGAACUGUUGUUUAUUCCCAGUUUUUGGAAUCAUAUAAGAGUGUUACAAUUGAUGCUAUGGCAAAAGCUUUUGGAGUGACCGUUGAUUUCAUUGAUUGGGAGCUUUCACGAUUUAUUGCAGCUGGGAAACUUCAUUGCAAGAAUAUUGAUAAAGUUGCGGGUGUUCUUGAAACUAACCGCCUUGAUGCUAAGAAUGCUCUUUACCAAGCUACUAUUAAGCAAGGAGACUUCCUAUUGAACCGGAUCCAGAAAUUAUCGCGCGUGAUUGAUCUCUGAGGUUAAGUCAUCUCUUGUGAUUCUAAAUUACACCCCGAUUUUUUUAGGGGGUCCUGGAGAGGGGAAAGGCACCGCGAUACAGACAAUAUGAAGGGUUUUUUGUUGAAUACACUUUACUAGGUGGAUGUGACAUUCCUGUAGUUUAUUUAAUUUCCAAA